UACGCCCCUGGUAUACAGCUAACCUUCAGAGUUUCUGACUCUUUUUCCAGUGACUGACCAGUGGACACCAAAAGGAUGUUUGCAAAGUAUUCGAACAGGGUACUUUAGCUAGCUGAUAAUUACGACAGCCUACCGACUGUCGUAAUCGGAAUGAUGUUGUUAGGCAGUUGUCAGUCAGAUACUAGCUAGCGAAUCAACAAGGUUAGCUAGCUACAGUAGCUAGGUUAAAUGCUACGGAAAUCAGGUGAAUCGGUCACUGAAAAUACAAGCAAACAAAAGCUGCAAGAGUCUCAUGUUGGUAUUGUAUUUUCUGAAAAGUUGCUAUACUUCGCUGUCAGAAGAAAAGUGAAAAUACACAUAAAACGAACCAAUACUCGUAGAUUUACCUUAGCGAGAAACUCCUUAGCCAAGCGGUACACUUCCUGUUGUUACUGCUGCAGUCUGGGAAAUGUAUGGGCACGUUCCGGAUUCUUUAGAUUACAAGCGCUGCGGUCAAACUGAAUAGCCUCCCCUCCUUCUAUAUUCCAGUUAGGAUAGCUAGGUCUAUCAGACACUUUCCCCCAAUCAGUUACUGAUUACAUUACUUAACAUCUCUGAUGCGCCUUUUCCAGUUUUGUUUUCUUUCUUUGAUUUUCUUUCACUGUGUGCGUUGUGUACUCCAACCUGUGGGUGGCAACAACACGCUAAGAAACGUUUAGUCUGCCCGGAAAUCCAAGGAGUAGGAGAAACAACAAAGAUGGCGGACAGGCUAACGCAACUUCAAGAUGCAGUCAAUUCGCUUGCUGAUCAGUUUUGCAAUGCAAUCGGGGUGCUGCAGCAGUGUGCGCCGCCAGCUUCGUUCAACAACAUACAGACAGCAAUCAACAAGGACCAGCCAUCGAACCCCACUGAGGAGUAUGCCCAACUAUUUGCUGCACUGAUUGCCCGGACAGCUAAGGAUGUGGACGUGCUGAUUGACUCACUGCCUAGUGAGGAGUCCACGGCAGCUCUACAGGCGGCCAGUCUGCGGCAGUUGGAGGAGGAGAAUCAUGAUGCAGCGGCACGUCUCGAAGAGGUGGUAUACCGAGGGGACUUGCUACUGGAGAAGAUCCAAAGCGCCCUGGCUGAUAUUGCUCAGUCACAACUUCGUACUCGCAGUGGAGGACCCAGCCAGACCACACCGCCUGAAUCAUGACCCCCACACAUGGGGCAAAGACAUUCUCACAUCACUUUCUCACAUAAAUACACCAGAGGGCGCAAAUGUGUACAGAAAAUCAAAUAAAGAGCCCACUGGGUGGACCUGAACAGCUGACCUCUCAAGGAUGUGAAUCUAUGGAAAAUACUUCUCGCAAUAUGUGAGUGGAACAUUGGGAAGUUGGUGCUUGGGGAAUUCAGUGAGGCAAGCCAUGAACCCACAUGUUCCUUUACACAAGGACCUUGAGUUCUGCCAGCAAGGAACUGUUUACUCUGUCCUUUUCUUAGCACACUCUAUUUUGGAUUAAAAAACACUGCUCGGGUGUCAACAUCUGCUGUCAUUUUCUUAACCCUGGUUAUUUUGAGGAUGCUAGUUAAGGGUCUGCUGACUGCUGUUGGUAGCCAUUUUUGUACAUACUGAAAGCAGCUGGUAAAAGGAACAACAAUCCUAAAUUGAUAGAAGCCCAUUUUACAUGCUGCAUGCCAACAAAUAAUAGCCCUUUACAAGCAAGCCCUGUUGUUUUAGAAAGCCAGGUUUUGUAUUAUUUUAUACCAAUUUUUUUAUCAACAGUUUAUUUCAAGGCAUAAAUGGCAUUUUAAAAGUAA
Messenger RNA from Salvelinus namaycush (lake trout), 1779 nucleotides. Its product is annotated as mediator of RNA polymerase II transcription subunit 21-like. NCBI's taxonomy places the organism in Eukaryota, Metazoa, Chordata, Actinopteri, Salmoniformes, Salmonidae. The record is from RefSeq and is a predicted model, not a curated record. Bases 737 to 1174 code for a protein of 145 amino acids. Gene Ontology annotation, molecular function: transcription coregulator activity. The transcript has 4 exons. Gene Ontology annotation, cellular component: mediator complex. Gene Ontology annotation, biological process: regulation of transcription by RNA polymerase II.